CUGGUCAAAUAAUCGAGCUCCCCUUUCCCUUCGCUUCCAUCAAGCAUUAGCAUCAGCACCGGUAGAAGUAACAUUGAUAUACUACUAUUAGAACAAGAAUAUAACUAUAGCAACAACAAAGGGAGAGAGAGAGAGAAAACCCACAAGUGCAAAAAAAAAAAAAUAAAAAAAAUAAAAAUCCCAAUGGAGGCCUCGGGUUGCUCUGUUUCCAUCUCCACUCUCAUCUGUGAAGAAGACGGCGCCGAUUUGGAAGCCGAUGACGACUCCAACGAAGACGGGGAGCUCUUCCUCCUAUUAAAAGAGCAACCUUUAUCCCAAAGCGAUGAGGAGUACGUGGAGAAGUUGAUCUCCAAAGAGACCAACUUGAACAUCGCAAGCCGCUGCUGUUCUCCCUCUUCUUGUGAUGAAGCCCCUUCGAUGCUAUCCCAGGAUUGGUUCGUAGCAUCACGCAUCGAUUCCAUCCGAUGGAUUCUAAGGACAAGGGCCUGCUUUGGAUUCAGCUAUAAAACUGCUUAUUUGGCAAUCAGUUUCUUCGAUCGCUUCUGUCUCCGGCGAACCAUUGAAAAGGAGAAAUCAUGGGCUAUUCAAUUGUUAUCGAUCGCGUGCUUGUCGUUGGCGGCGAAGAUCGAAGAGGAAAGGGCCCCCUUACUUUCGGAGUAUCGGAUAGAAGAGCAUGCGUUUAGGAGCAAUGCAAUAUUAAGAAUGGAGCUUCUUGUGUUGAGCACAUUGGAAUGGCGCGCGAUCGGGGUUACUCCGUUCGAUUAUCUGAGCUACUUCGUGAAUAAGUUUCAAUGCAGGGAUGGAUCAAAGCAUUCGAUCCACGAAGCCGUUGGAUUCAUUUUUGCAAUCAUUGAAGUGAUUAGUAUACUGGAUUAUAGGCCCUCCACUAUAGCUGCAGCUGCCAUAUUAGCUGCAUCCAAUGAAGGAUUGACAAAGGAAUUAGUGGAAUCUAAGAUGGCCACUCUCUCUCUAUGUGGGUCCUUAGACAAGGAGCAUGUGUAUGCUUGCUAUAAUGCAAUGAAUCAGGAGUCAAAGAAGAAGCACAAGGAAUCAAGGAGAUUGGAUUCUUCAGACUUAUCAGAAAAUUGCACAAGUGUUACUCAUGUAAUUGAUCUGACAGAUACUGCUUCUUUUACCUCCACAAGCAAUAAGAGGAGAAGGCUACAAUUACCCAACAUUAAUUGAGGUCCAUUGGUUUGAUUUGGUUUUCCUAUUUUACUAAAAACUAUUGUUAAAUACCCAUUCCCUCUUCUUCUUUUUUUCCCUAUAUUUUCUGACCAAAUUACUGGCUUGGGGCUUCUUUUUUUUUUUUUUUUUAUUUUCCCUUCAUUUUAAUUGAGUGCACUGUGAAAAUUGUGUUUGGCUUUGGAACUGUUGAGAAGAUACUGGAAAGGAGGAAAGGUUAAAGGGUGAAACUUUACUCAUAGUAAAAAAGUUGACUGCAACACAAGAAAGCUCAUAGGAGAGGGACCCUCAAGAGGCCAAUGAAGACUCUUUUGUGUACAGUGCUGGAAACUUGCCUCUUCUGGGUUCAAAAUUCAUUCAUGGAUCUAUUUUUGUCUAUUGUGGGUGUGGGUCUUAUUGGGGUCAUUGGAGAAUGGAGAUUGCAACUAGUCUUUGAUGUGGAGCUUGUAUUGCAGCCCUGUAGCUUGUCCAUUUUCAGUGGUGCUCUUUCUCUGAGCACUUGAGAGAAAGGCUGUAAAGCAGUGAGAUUGUGGGUGAUUCAGUACAUUUGUGUUUGCUUGCAUUGGCCUGGUUUUAAAGAGGUGAGUGGAUGUAAUUGGAUUGGUUUGAUUUUUUUUUUUUUUU
Messenger RNA from Ananas comosus (pineapple), 1809 nucleotides. RefSeq names its product cyclin-D5-2-like. Gene Ontology annotation, molecular function: cyclin-dependent protein serine/threonine kinase regulator activity. Gene Ontology annotation, cellular component: cyclin-dependent protein kinase holoenzyme complex; nucleus; cytoplasm. Bases 184 to 1185 code for a protein of 333 amino acids. The transcript is spliced from 5 exons. The record is from RefSeq and is a predicted model, not a curated record. Lineage: Eukaryota; Viridiplantae; Streptophyta; Magnoliopsida; Poales; Bromeliaceae. Gene Ontology annotation, biological process: mitotic cell cycle phase transition; regulation of cyclin-dependent protein serine/threonine kinase activity.